Peronospora matthiolae is the source of this 591-nucleotide messenger RNA. The record is from the annotation of a GenBank genome assembly. Lineage: Eukaryota; Oomycota; Peronosporomycetes; Peronosporales; Peronosporaceae.
AUGGCCGACCGCAUGGACACCAAACUUCGCGCUUCGUCGCCGUCGAAUAAGAUUGGCACCGCAGGCGCAUCGAACUUUCGCACGGAGGAGAUUCGUGGUUAUUUGAUGAAAAAAACGCGCGAAGGCAAGUGGCAGAAGCGGUGGUUCGAGACAAAUGGCUGCUUCCUCACAUACUACAAGAAACAAGGUCAGAAACUACUGGCAGCACUCAAUUUGCCCCAAGUUGGUGUCAUUACGCUGCUCCCGGAAGACCACGCUGAUGGUUCUGGUCUUUUCACCAUUGAGCUGAACGAGCGUGUGUAUACUAUCAAAGCGUGUUCCCAUGACGAAGCUGCGUUUUGGGUCGAUGCGCUGCUGUGGCGUCAAGCAGGUGGCAUGGUCAAAAAGCCGCUGGAGGCGAACAAGCAAAUGGUCGGUCAUGGAGCCUCAUUGGACCAGACAGAUAGUGUCUGCAGCUCAGCAGCUUCCACUCCUACCAACUCUAUGUACGCGGAAAAGAUGGGCAUGCAUCACGUAGACAUGACGGCUGCCAAUCCGGAUAAUGCGGGCAAAAAUGGAGCUCCGUGCGCAGCCUGCUGCGUUGUGCAAUAG